This is a messenger RNA of Kwoniella shivajii, 300 nucleotides long. RefSeq names its product mitochondrial import inner membrane translocase subunit TIM13. NCBI's taxonomy places the organism in Eukaryota, Fungi, Basidiomycota, Tremellomycetes, Tremellales, Cryptococcaceae. The transcript has 5 exons. The record is from RefSeq and is a predicted model, not a curated record. Bases 1 to 300 code for a protein of 99 amino acids.
AUGUCUUCCUUAUUUGGUUCCGGUGCUCCUUCCAGCGACAUGAAUGCUCGAAAAGAGCAAAUGAAACAAUCGAUCCAACAAGAGCUUGCUAUCGCCAACGCACAACAAUUGAUAAACAAAAUCAACGAGAACUGUUUCGCCAAAUGUAUCACCAAGCCUUCCACCUCUUUGACUUCUUCGCAAGAAACCUGCUUAUCUCAAUGCAUGUCCCUCUACAUGGCUGCUUUCGAUCAAGUCUCCCGAUCCUACGUGUCCAGGAUAUCAAAAGAACGUGGAGCUGCACCCGGUAUCGGUCUUUAG